This is a messenger RNA of Clonostachys solani, 423 nucleotides long. The record is from the annotation of a GenBank genome assembly. NCBI's taxonomy places the organism in Eukaryota, Fungi, Ascomycota, Sordariomycetes, Hypocreales, Bionectriaceae.
AUGGCCGACUCAAGUGACCGAGGCGACAAACCGGUCGCUAGACUCCUCUUUAAGCCUCGCCCAAAGCCGAAGCCAGUAGAGCCAGUAAACGAAGCUACUGAAGAGACCGCUCCCCCUUCCCCUCAACCCCCUCCAGAGAAGCCCCCUCUUGAUCAGCUCAGAGAUUUCCUGGCGAGCCAAAACCACCUAUUCACUUGCGGCGGAUCUAUCCCAAUUGUUGAAAAACCAGAAACGACUAAACAGCGCAGGGCUCCCACCCGGGGUCGGCCAAGCAAUCCGCUCACCAUUGAUGAGCCCAUAACUUCUGACCCUAUUACCAUUCGCUGGGACGUUGCUGGCCUAGAGGGAGAGACGGGGCAGCGUUAUAAUGCAUGCGACAAGAUCACCCUUCCGCUCGCUCCGGGAUCCGAGCACGACAUCUAG